Messenger RNA from Pelobates cultripes (western spadefoot toad), 37822 nucleotides. The record is from the annotation of a GenBank genome assembly. Lineage: Eukaryota; Metazoa; Chordata; Amphibia; Anura; Pelobatidae.
AGAAUGGUAGGGUGGGGUAACAGAGGGUUGAUAGUACAUUUCUCAAAGAGACUAGAAGGGUGGAGAAGCUGGUUGGGAAAUAAAAGCCCAGAGUAGAUCAGUGGGAGGAGAAGUCAGCUGAGAGCCCAGUGUAUUCACAGUGAAUCAGUGCUAGCCUGCACUUGCCUAGUGCCUUUCUCAAUGAUGACAAUUCUAAAGCUCUGCUAGGACCAAGGAUGCAGGCAUGCAGCUAUUCGACACAGUGUAUUUCAAAGCAGUAACACAGCAUUGCUAGUGCUGUCUGAGCCUGUACCACCACUGCUUUGUGAGCAGGACUUCAAUGAGGAGCUGACCCCAUUAAGAAUAAAGUGUCAGGAGCACAGCUGUACCCCACCUUGCUUAGCAGAAAUGAGUACUGGGGGCAGACAAGGAGUGCUGGUCAUUUUCUGGAGUGUCUGUUGUCAUUUUGCACAUUGGCAGGUAAGAAUUUAUUGCAAAGCCAUAUCUCCUAUUAAUAAGUUACUGACUGUACAAUAUUACUAGUGUGUUGUACUUUGUCCCACUAAUGACCAUACAAUUCCCUGUUAAAUUAGCUGAUAAUUUUGUGUAUGUAUUAUUAAUAUAUUUUGCUUUCUUUCAUUGUUAUAUGAAAUGGACAUGUAUUAAUAAAACUCAUUUUUGAAUAUGCACCUGUAACAGAAGUCAAUGCAAAAUGGUUAACAAAAAUAGUGACCUAAGUGGUUAUGGUGCUUAGAUUAAAGCUGUCAGCCUGUAAAUAAGUAUUUUCUAAGCGCCUAAUAAUGGAUUGAAGAUAGGGAACAGCAAUGCAGAUAUAGCAAAUGUAAGGGCCUGCACAAGCAAAGGGGAAAAAAAGCGAUCUUGCUGUCUCAUAUAAGCUAACACAGUGCUGGGGCCUUAUUGCCGUAGAUUGAGCUGUCUUACUUUAUGCAAAUCGACGAGAGGGUUAAUCAUUUUUGGACUGUGGCAAUGUUUUUAGGGGAUGUAUAAAAGCACAUGUGCUGGGCUGGGCUGGGCUAUUGUUGAAUUAUCUUUGGAAUCUGCAUUUGUAAAUUCCUUGUCCCUGUCAUCAGAUUGGUGACUUUGUGUGACAUCUCAUUGCUUCUAGACAUAACUGUAAAUUCCAAAUACAACGCUAUUCCGGAGAAGGUGACAUUGUUUUAUUUAUUAUAUAAAAAUGAGAAUAGGUGAUGCACAUUUAGAAAUGACAUGAUCUGUUUAGUAUACACGUUCCACCAGCUCCUUCUCUUUACAUUAAAUUAGCUGAAUUAAUAUAAAAAGUGUAACAUGACGAAAAGAUACACAUAACGCAGAGCAGUGUCUGCUUACUUGCAUAGUUACAUACAUAGAAUUUAUUUUUCCGGUUAUUUAAAGGUAUAUAUGCAGCAUCUAAUGCGCCGUGAUAGGCUCAAGUUUUCAUUAGGAUGUAUUUAUAGUAUUUACAAUGCAAGGAAAACAUUUCUUAGUUUAACUCUUCAUCCGCCAGAGGGAUAUAUGAUUUAUUGCAAAAGGAUGUACUAAAAACUAAACUGUAAUGCGAAGAGGUACCCUAACAACUUUUGCCCUUAUCUCUUUCUGUGUCUGUUCCAAGGUUUGUGUAAGACAAAUGUUCUUUAUAGACACAACGUAAACGUAUUUCAAGCAUGAUACAAUGCUGUUCCAAAACAACAAGAUAAGGGAUAAGAAAAUUUAGUUUUUGGAUGUUAAAAAAAAAAAAUUAAAGAAAAAGAAAACCUAUUUUGAAGUCUCUGUAGUCUCCCAUGUUCCUCUUUGAGAACUGUAUCCACCUGUCCCAUAAUUCCAAGUGCUCAGAAUAAGUAUAUCACAUUGAAUUAUAUUUAAAUUGCAACAUAUACUGAUCAGCCAAAAGAUUAAAACCACUGACAUGUGAAUUGAAUAACAUUGAUUAUAUUAUUACAAUGGCAAUUGCACCGGUGAAGGGGUGGGAUAUAUUAAGCAGCAAGUGAACAAUCAGUUUUUAAAUUUCAUGUGUUGGAAGCAGAAACAAUGGACACGUGAAAAGUGACAAGUCUUUGACAAGAGCCAGCUAGUGAUGGCUAGACUACUGGGUCAGAGCUUCUCUGAAAUGGCAAGUCUUAUGGCGUGUUUCCGGUAGGCAGUAUUUAGUACCUACUAAAAGUGGUGCCAGGAAGGACAGUGGGUGAACUGGCAUCAGGGUCAUGGUCACCCAAGGCUCAUUCAUGCACGUGGGGAGAAAACACUAGCUCAUCUGGCCUGAUCACACAGAAGAGUUACUGUAGCUGGAAUGGGGCUGAAAAUCUAGGAAACCUUGGGUCCUGGUAUUUAUGUAGAUGUUACUUUGACACUUACCACCUUCCUAGAGAUUGUUGCAGACCACACCAUCUCAAUGGUGCCCUUUGGCAGUGGCCUCUUUCAGCAGGAAAAUGUGACCUGUAGCAAUGAAGGAAAUGUUCAGGAAUGGUUUGAGAACAUUACAAAUAGUUCAAAGUGUACAAAAUAUACACAGUAUCAAGUAUAGAAGUGGUAAAUACCUCCACCCCACUCUCCCCCCCCCCCCCCCCCCCAAAAAAAAAAAAAAAAUACAAACAGUUCACUUUAGGGGAAGAAAGUGAGUACCAGGAAGGUAAUUUAAUUCUUCAACAAGUCAUCUUCUGGGGGAAAAAACCUUCCACUCUAAAUAAAGAGCUUGUGUGAUAAAAAAAAAAAUUAUAUAAAAUAUAUAUUUAAAAAAAGCAUAUUUGACAAGAUAGGCACUCCUUGUGGACUGGCUCCUGUAGGCAGUGCUUACUCUGUCAACAGGCAAAUUCAGCCAUGGUUAUAUAAUCUCCACAUGUGUUGGCUGUAUUAUUAUUUUAUUAUUAUUAUUAUUAUUGCCAUUUAUAUAGCGCCAACAGAUUCCGUAGCGCUUUACAAUAUUAUGAGAGGGGAUUUAACUAUAAAUAGGACAAUUACAAAUAAACUUACGGGAACAAUAGGUUGAAGAGGACCCUGCUCAAUCGAGCUUACAUGUUCUCUGUGUUAUCUAUGUAAUAGUAUUAUCUAUGUAAUAAAUAGCACAACAGGGCUGUAUAUGGCUUACUGGAUGCCACCAGGUCUCUGAACAUCAGUGUGCAAGUUAAUAAUCUCAAGGUCUGUGUAAUAUAUAAAUUGUUAAGCCGCUGAAAAGAGACAUGCAUCCAUCCAAGUUUAGCCUUUCUCACAUUUGUUUUUGCUGUUCGAUCCAAAACAAGGCAAAAAAAAUAUCUCAGUUUGAAGGACUUUAAAUUUUGCAAUAAAUUAGCAAAAAAAUCCUUCUUGACCCCAGAAUGGCAGUCAGAUAUCUCCUUGGAUCACGAAGCUAUUACCCCACGAAUUAAAAAUUAUACCCCUGAAUAUUAUGUUUUUGCAAGUAUUAAUCCAAUUGCUGUUUAAACAUAUGUACAGACUCUGAUAAAACCACCUCUUUAGGCAGAGAAUUCCACAUCCUUAUUGUUCUUACUGUAAAAUAUGCUUUCCUCUGCCUGAGGACUUUGUAUCAUUUCCAAAUUGUAUCAAUUUCUGUGUCCUGAAACACUGUUGCUACGUCACUCAACAAAAUGACCUAACAAGACAGCUUCAUAUUAAAAGCAAACUAACUUCUGUAAGUGCGAGACACAUGUUUUUAUCACCCACAUAUAAUGAUGUUGAGCUAUAGAUCAUAUGCAAUGUACAAAAUAAAACUAUAGAAAAAUGCUGUAUGUUUUUAUUCCUUUUUAUUGGACUAACAAACCUUUGGCAGCCGUUCCCCUUUUUUAAAAAAAGUAUAUCUAUCUAGCUAUCUGAUUAAACUAGAACAUAAAACUAAGGUGUGAUAAAGUGAUUGAAACAACAACAGAGCAGAUAACACACUUAUAAAAGCAAUUAAAAAAAAAACAGUUUCCGGAGGUUCUAAAUAUUCAGAUAAUGACCGAGAGUGUUUGAAAACCAGAAACAGAGUAGGUAAGCAAAGGAGAGAACAAUUAAUUACACAUUAAAACUCAUAGGCAUGUAAGUGUUGACCUACAUUGACAUGUAAAUUGUUCAAUUUCACCAUCUGUCUGUAUUUAGAGCAGAGCUGCACAAUAGGUAGAGCCCCCAGAUGUUGUAGAACUACACCUCCCAUGAUGCUUUGCAUGCCUUUAGAAUACAUUUAGAAUGACAAAGCAUCAUGGGAGUGGUAGUUUUACAAUAUCUGGGAUUCUACCUACUGGGCAGCCCUGAUUUAGAGUCUUUUGUGAAGGACUCCACUUUUAACCCUUAGAACUUUAUUUAAAAUAUAUUUAUUUAAAAAAACAAACAAAAAAAAACUGCCCUUGGUCAGAGUAAAUUUUCUAUACCAACCUCCACCCCCCAAUAAAUAAAUAAAUUAAAAUAAUUUUUAAACAUUUAUAGCUUAGAGUGCCCUUUUAAGAGUCACUAUCCUUUUGCGCUUUAUCAACAGAAAAAUAUCCAGGUUUACUAAAGGUGUUCUCAUAAAAUACCUUGAUAUAAGUAAACUUUAUUGUUUGAAUGCUAAGGUGCUAAUAUAAAAAUUAAUACCGUAAUAAUAAUUAAUAAAAUAAAUGUUCUACAGUAGUGAGAAUAAGAUUUAGAGAAUACUGUGGUUGCCUGUAGAUGCUGGUUGAAAUCAUUGUAGCAGUUGUUACCGAAUGUCCCUUGAAAAGUAGCAGACUAUCUUACUAUUAUCUGUUUUUUUUCUAAAGUUUCUCUUUCUAACCAUGUUAUAUUUUCUGCUUUUUGAAUUCCUAGAAUAUUGUAAAUUCUCUGGACGGCCAAAAGCCCCUGCAAACUACAGGUAAGAACGUGUUGGUUUCACAGAUACUAAACUUUUCCUGACCUCUUUAGUUUCAACUCUAUCCAUCGAAAUAACAUAAAAAGUGUUUCAUUUUUACAUUUACUGAUUUGGCGUCUUAGUAGUCAUAUCUUUAACAAACACAUUGGGCAUCCAAUGCUCCCCACAAGAAGUCAGGAGCAUUUAUACUUGGCUAGCAACAGGGGCUCAAUGCAUGACCACUCUAUCAAAUGUCUGUAGCCGUGUUGUAAAUAUGAAUCUGCGUAUCUCUGUGUGGUUGUAUAGGUCUGUGAGGUUGUCUGUAUGUGGGUGCAGAUAUUUGUAUUUGGUCGUAUGUACGAAUCUGUGUAUGUGUGGGUGUAGCUGUAGGUAUUUAUCACUGUAUGUAUGUCUGUGUGUGUCUGUGUUUGUGCAAAUGCAUGUCAGUUUUUUUAAAAUAUAAUAUCUAAAAGAAAAUUCAGCAGUGAAUUUGGCCUCUGGAUCCAUCCCUUAUCAUUAGUGAGAUGAUUAUUUUUUGUGCAUUAUUACUACUGUUGGUAAUAAAUGUAUUUAUUAUAAUGCUCUAACUUUGCUUAUUGCUUUCUAUAAGAGCAAUGUAUACAAUAUAUACAAAAUGAUGCAUGGUAAAGUAUAUAUUUAUGACAUCUGUAUGGUUUUGUACUUGUUUUAUGAUGCUCACAUAUGAAAAGUGCUAAUAUCAUUCCAAUGUGCAGGAGCUUAAAAAAAACAUGUUGUCCUGCAGGCUAUCCCAUCGCGUAUCAGUACUGAAUGCAGGGGCAUAACUAGAACCUCAGGGCCAAUAAGGGCAGUUCUGAACUGUCCUCUUUGUAAGAGAGAUAUUGCAACCCAGUCAUCAGCGAGUUGUAGCUGAUACCCAUCUGAGCACAGGGUCCAUGUCUGGAUUACCCUUUUAGCUUAGGAAGAGCCCAGGCAAAUGCACUACAAAAAAAACAGAGAAUAACAGAACUCUGAGAAUGAGCAAAAGCUCAGAGAAACUCAGUAGCUUGUCCUUCGGUUAGUCCUUGCUCAGGUCUCUAAAAUGUUUUUGAUCACUUGUGCCAAUACAAAAAAAAAAAGUCUAGUCCUGGACUGGCGAGAAUGGUAUAUCAGUGAACUCUAAUGUAACCAAAAUGAGCAGUAUUCUUCCAAAUAGGUAACUCACUUGGCCUUUAACUAUCACAUUUGUAGAGGAACUUCUCAAACUUGUUAAAGGGACACUAUAGUCACCAGUGCAACUAUAUGUAUUCCUGACCCUAUAGUGUUAACAUGACCAUCUAGCCCCCUUGGGCCCCUCAUGCCUCCAUAAAUAUAGCAAAUUCUUACUGUAUUCAAGCCAGACACUGUAACUCUGCAUGCUGUUAGACUCAGUAAAAACAAGCAGUCUGCUGACAAGUGAUAGCCUGAUCCAAUCACAGUGCUUCCCCCAUAGGAUUGGCUGAGACUGACAAGGAGGCAGAUCAGGGGCAGAGCCAGUAUGAUUCAAACACAGCCCUGGCUAAUCAGCAUCUCCUCAAGAUGAAUUGAAUCAAUGAAUCUCUAUGAGGAAAGUUCAGUGUCUGCAUGCAGAGGGAGGAGACACAGUACUGCCCUGUGCUCUGCUGACAGCAGAUCUGAGUGGAUGGAGGUAUAUUAUGCCUCCAUCCACUCAGAAUUCACUCUGGCACACUCUUAGUGACUGCAACUGGAGGUGUUCCUAGCUUUCAAUGUAAACACUGUAUUUUCUCAGAAAAUACAGUGUUUACAUGAGAAAGGCUGCAGGGAGCUAUAGUUAUCACCUGAACAACCUCAGUAAGCUGAAGUUGUUCAGGUGACUAUAGUGUCCCUUUAACUACUAAAGUGCCCCAUCAGUGCUUUUACCUUAUGACUGCCCUGUAGCUUAGAUGGAUUCACACUUGAUAAUGUAGAUGUUUGAUUCCUGCGUUAUAAGAACAACUGCAAAUGGGGCUUUAGGUGCUAGAGAGUGGCCAGUUUGUUUUUGUCAAAUACCUCCAAAGCAGUUUGACAGAAGGCCAGAUAAUGCUUGUAGGUUUAUAGUACCAUAAUCACUACAUUGUGCUGUAGUUUUUAUGGUACUUAGAGUGCCCUUUAAAUCAAACUGUUAUGCAAAGUUUGGCUUAGAAUCAUUGCAGUUAAAGUGGAUCUAUCAUUAAAUCUUCCUUCUGUAUCCCUCCUUCAAACUCCCAUGACCCAUUCACAACAUUUAGUGGCCCAAGGACAGGUGCUGCUUAACUUUUCUACCAUAGUGUUGGUAUCAUUUAGGUCUUCUUCCUCGAUGUUCCAAGAUGGCGACAUCUAGAAUUUUCUGCCUUUCCAGUACAUCGAGUGUCUGAACAGACAGUUGAUUAUAAGACGCUGCCGCAAAUCACAUGUCGCCAGAAGGGGGCGAGUAAGAACUUAACAUCCAAUGAUAAAAGUUGACAAAAGAUGUUGAGCUAGACUACGUUUUCUUAUGUACAACUUCAAAACAUUCAUUAUUUUUAAAAUACCAAAAAACAACAAUGCUGUCUAGAGGGGUGGGAUUCGGAUGUAGCAAAUCAAUUUUUAAAAAGAGACAGAUCUGUUUUAAAGUUCACAUCCUUUUGAAUGCAUCUCCUUCCUAAUACCCACCCCAACCCACUGAAGUGACUUAGAAUCAUUGUUUCAUUAGAUACAAUGAUGUUUAAAGAUUGUAAAAAUGUUAAGACCAUCCCCAAAUCUGUAUUGCCAGUGUUGAAAAUAUAGGGGUAAUUAAAAUGUUCUUAAAAAUCAACAUAUUGCUACUAAAUGCUCGACAAAAAGUUAGCAUAUCAAGGUCAUAAUUUCUGGAAUAAUAAAUAAAUGUUAUGACGUUAUUAAGGAAUAAUUUCCCUGACUGUGAACAGCCUACAGGUAAUUCAGUAACAAUGAGUACUGAUUAGAGUGAAAUGUGAAUUUGAGCAUGAAAGGCUUUGGGUCUACAUAAUUGAGAAAUCAAUUUGUAUUUAAUUAUGGCUAAAGUCUUUCACAACUGAGGAUUAUACGGAGAAAAUGAAUUUGCUAUGCCAUGCUUUAAAAAUAUACUUUUUAUGCAUUGUAACCAUUAACCUAUAACUGUAAGCAGACAUUUAUCUAUAGUUUUUCCUUUUCCUGCACUGGGUACCGGGAAUGUCCCUUUUAAUGUUGUAACACAUACUGUCAUUGUGGGAGAAGUAGAAUUACUUGGCUACAGUGAAUAUUGUGUUUCAGACUGAGCUAAGUAAUAAUACUGCUGUUUUUUAAGUCAGCUGUGCAUCUGGUUCGGCUACUUUUGCCUAAAAUUUGCAGUUGACUUUUAACUCACUUUGAAUUUCUGAUAUUUCACACAUCAUAGACCAGGGGUACCCAAAAGGACGAUCCCCAGAUGUUGCAGAACUACAACUCCUAUGAUGCUUUGCAUGCCUUUAGCAUGGCAAAGCAUCAUGGAAGCUGUAGUUUUCAAAUAUCUGGGGAUCUACCUUUUGGUCACCCCUGUCAUAGACUAUACACAUCAUACACUUUUGGAUCAACAGCAAAAACAUAUGUGAGGAAGGCUGAACUUUAAGGACGCAAGUCUCUUUUCAGCUAUGUACCUAUGUAACUAUGUAAUUACUUUAGGCGUGAGAUUGGUUUAAAAAAUUAUGCAAUGCCACUAUCAGUGUCACACACAUCACUGAGACAAGGCUGGUACGUAAGGAGAAAUGAUGCUAUCUAGGCGCCUGUUAAGGUACUCGGGGCGUGCUUACAUCCAUUGGGUUAGGGGGUGCAAUGUUUGCCUUGCCUUGGGCACUGGAAACCCACACUAUGCCACUGGUUUCAGUAUCGGAUUACCAAAUUAUUCUGAUCCAUAUCUCUCCAUCACAUAAACUACUCCUCCUGUUUGGCGGGAUAUAUAUUGAGGGACACUCACAUUUUAGGGUUGUGAGUGAGGCUGUGGCCAGGGGUGGGGCUGUUCUGAGACAUUUUAAGUAAAUGACUAAUAAGAAUUUAGGCAACUAAUAAGUUAUAUAGCACAUGAAAAAAUGGAUCUUAUUUGAACACACUCAUUUCUAACCAUAGUUUAACCCCUUAAGGGCACAUGACACGUGUGACAUGUCAUGAUUCCCUUUUAUUCCAGAAGUUUGGUCCUUAAGGGGUUAAAGACACAUUGCUGUAAGUCAUAUUGCUGUGGAGCUCUGUUAUACACUCAGACACUCCAAGGAUAGAAAAGAGAGACAGAGAGACUGUUCCUCCUAAACUGGGACACUUGGGAGUUAUGAUACAUAGAUAUAAUUUUGAAAUUGUAUUAUAACUCUUUGAGAAUUCAAGCGCAAGGAAGAGGCUUAGGUGUUUCCACCAGGGUAAUCAGCCCCAUAGCAAGUUUUAGGUUUAGAUGAAUGACAAAAUAUUUUCCAUGUAUCCUGUGAUACAUAUAAUUAUAUGUUUCUAAUGAUUCCUGUUAAUUUCCAUACUCUAUCAGGCCAAAAGCAGCUAAAUUAGAAAAAAAAAAACCAUCUGCAAGCCUGCUAUGUUUUCAGUCCAGCUAUUUUGGACAAAAAACUUAAAAUUCACGUUAAAUUUACUUUUAAUUCUUGACAAUUGCCAUUUUAGUGUAUAAUACUAUGUAUUUUGUGUUUGCAGGUUACAGUUUGUGUUCUGAUGGGAUGACUACCUUAGGAUAUUACAAUGGAUCCAUCUCUGUAACUGAGUCUGGGGCAGAUUGUCUGAAUUGGACCUAUUUUCCUGAUUAUAUUCAGCUCUACCCAGGUCGUGCGUUGGGGGACCAUAACUACUGCAGGAACCCUGAUGGAGGGGUUCUUCCCUGGUGCUUUUAUCGGCAAACCUCAGGAGUAAUCAGCUGGGCUCACUGUGAUUGCAGUCAUGGUAAGGCAUAUUCUGCUGUUUUCCUGAUAUUUACAUGUUUUAAUCAUGCUGUAUAUCAAUGUGGCUUUUAAAAAUAUAACGCCCACUGACCACUAAACGUAUGUGAACUAAUUAGUGAUAAUUUGUGUAGUGGAAAUGCUCAGAUUUUAUAGUAGGUAGACCAAAUUGUCAGUGAGAUGAGUGUCAUAUUGAACAUUUGUCCCCCAAAUGGGUCAUUAGAACUUUAGCUUAAUAAAGCAGUUUGGGUGCAUAUAUAUCAUGGCUUUGAAGUCUCACCGAUCAAUUCUCUGCCAUUUGGGCAUUAAAUCACUUUUGUUUCUGUCCAUGCAACCCUAGCUUCACCUACCCUGGCUUUGACUGACACAGCCUACAUGAAUUUUUCCAAUUAGAUGUUAACUUACUUUAGAAGUUCGUAUCUCCUGCUCUGUAAAGUGAACUUUAUUCACACACAAGAGGCUGCUGCAAGGUCUAUCAAGCUAUUAGAAAUGCAGGAGAUAAGAAAUUCUAAAUGAAACGGACUGUGCAAUAAAGGAAGUGUAAACAUUAGAUCUCACUUUACAGGAGGUGUUUAGGAAGGAUGUGUACGUCACAUGCAGUGAGGUGUGGCUAGGGUUGCAUAAAGAAAGCAAUUUAACUCCUAAAUGGCAGUGAAUUGAGCAGUGAGACUUCAGGGAUAUGAUAUUUACACCAAAACUGCUCAAUUAAGCUGAAGUUGUUUCAGGGACUAUAGUGUCCCCUUAAUGUAAACAGUUUUUUGUGAUUUGGAAAAAACAAUCUGGUGAAUAUGAAUGAAUAUAUGAAUAAAUAUUUUUGUCCAGUUCUGUAAUUGAGUAAAAUUGAUUGCACCAAUGGACUAUGUAACUGUAAGUCACAAUAUAAUAUACUGUUUUGGUAUGGGAUGCAUACAUGGCGCAUAUUAAUUACCCUGCUACAAUAUUUGUUAGGGGCAACACAGAACCAAAUACACUUAAUCUGUCUUUUACAAUAACUCCCUCUGUAUUUCCAGAAGGCUUCUUUGGGUCCUGGUCUUUUAUUUCUUAACAUUUUUUAGUAAACAAGACUAUCUAUCUUUUCCCAUAGGUGCUCUUCGACUGGUUCGUGGUAAGUCUAAUAAAGAAGGUGAAGUAGAGUUGUAUCUAAACGGGCUCUGGGGUACCAUAUGUGCCAAUCAUUGGACAGACUGGGAUGCAACUGUGGUCUGCAGGCAGCUUGGAAUCAGGUUAGCAUCAGAUUUUUCUAAUUUCAUGAAAUGCUGGUAUAUAAAUGCAAUACAAGGUAUAUUUGUAUGGAACAAAUGCUCUGCCUAUUCUGUCCUGUUUGAACACUCACAUAUUAGUAGAUUUCAGGCAGUUAUUGUCUUGGACUUCUGUUUACAGUUUAGUAUAUCAAUGAGUCCUAAUUAAAGUUGGCUGUAGAGUAUAUUUCCCCAUCACAUUCUUGUGGAUUCCAUUAUAGAAAUUACUUAUUAAACUGAGUAGAAAAAUAGACUCCCAUCAAAAACAAAAAAGUUAACAGCAUAUAUACUAUAUUUCUAGUGGUUUGAAUACAAAUAACAUUUUCUAAACCAAUGUUAUAUUAAUUUUAUUUAUUUGUCGGAGAACUUGCUGUUUUAGUGCUUAAUCCAAUCUGCUCAUAUACAAUAAAAAGUCAUUUGGCAAUGAAGUAUUCUAUUAAACAACCUUUCCUGUAAACACAAAUGCUGCUGUACUGACAAGUUCAGGGGACAUGCACGGCCGGGUAAAGUUCAGGGGACAUGCACAGCCGGGUAAAGUUCAGGGGACAUGCACAGCCGGGUAAAGUUCAGGAGACAUGCACGGCCAGAUAAAGUGUGAGUGGCUAGGAAUUCAAAAUGAAUGUGGACACAUCUGAAAAAAUGACACUUUAACCAAAAAUAACUGAAACUAAAAAACUGAAAACAUGAGAUGUGGAAUUUUUACAUUUCGUCUAUUGUGGCCUAAAAUUUCAAUUUCACUUUUAUAGGAUUUAUUACUAAAGUGAUAAAUCAAAGUGAAUUAAAAGUGAAUUUCAAAUUUAAAGUAUAUUUCAAAAUAUGGGAACUGGAAUUAUUCUCUAACCCAGUUAUAUUAUAGCUAUAUUAGCUAUAUGAUCAGUACGCCUACGCAGGUCUUAAAUCUGAAAUUCACUUUGAAUUCUCACUGAAGUAAAUAACCCAGUUAGAGCUUGCCUUAACAAUUCACACUGUAGUGGAUAAUCAUGACAGCCUCCAAAGCCUCCCUGUAAAGAAAUUGAAGAAUGCUGUGCCUCAGUCAUGUCAUUCCAUGUUCUCCUUUGUGGAUCACAUCCAUGGAAAAAUGCAGCUCUCAUUGAUGUGAACGAGGACCGUGAUCUCUUACGUUUGUACCUGUUCCUGGUGAAACAUAUCCAUUCUCUUAUUACUAUAUGUCUGUCCAUAAUGUCUGCUCAGAGAAUAACAUCAUUGUCAGCCUCCCACAGCAUUACAUUUUCCUCUGGAGAUCUACAAACAGAUCUAAUACUUGCUAACACCUGCUGCACAGUUAUACGUGUUGGAACAAGUCCUCAUACAUGGUUGUAAAUGAUAGACUUUGAACUCCAAACCACCAACGUUACUUUGCUAGCACUCAUUGUGUAUCCAGAGUAGAUAGAUGUGAGGGAAAAAAGACAUAGAAAGUAUUUAUUACAGUAGAACUGCAUAAAAACGUCAAAAGCCGAAUGUUAUAUCUGGUUUUGUUCUAACUGUUUACAUCAAUCAAACUUCUUUUAUACUGGAACUGCAAUUUAAACGAACAAUCCAAACCUUUACUGAAACAACCCAAACAAUGAAGUGCUUUAGGGGUUAACAGAGUGUCCUUUCUGUCUUACUUUAUAAAAGUGCUUAUUUCUAGAGAAUUUGUCACUUUUAUAAAGUCCUUGGACUGCACUCUGAUUGGCUGCCGGGAGGAUACUCUUCUUCACAUGCUUUGAAUGCUCAACCAAAACAGAUGUGAGACCUCUCAUGGAGAAGCAUUGGUUUCAGAAUUUCUCUAUGAGAAACAUUUCCUUGGCUGGGAGAUACUUAGAUACUUAGGCUCUCUCGCAGUGGAGUUACAGAGAGAAGACAGUCACUACUCUUUCUGCUGGUUUAGAGGUAAUCGGCUUUUGUAGGGCACUGUGGGAAAUUAAAGGACCACUAUAGGCACCCAGACCACUUCAGCUUAAUGAAGUGGUCUGGGUGCCAGGUCCAGCUAGGGUUAACCCUUUUUUUUAAUAAACAUUGCAGUUUCAGAGAAACUGCUAUGUUUAUGUUAGGGUUAAUCCAGCCUCUAGUGGCUGUCUCUUGACAGCCGCUAGACGCGCUUGCGUGCUUCUCACUGUGAUUUUCACAGUGAGAAGACGCCAGCGUCCAUAGGAAAGCAUUGUGGAUGCUUUCCUAUGGACUGGCUGGAUGCACACACAGCUCCUGCCUCGCAUGCGCAUUCAGCCGAAGAGGAGGAGAAGAGGGAGGAGAGGAGGAGGAGAGCUCCCCGCCCGGCGCUGGAAAAAGAGCCCGGCGGGAGGGGGACCCUGAGGGUGGGGGCACCCUCAGUGCACUAUAGUGCCAGGAACACGAGUAUGUUUUCCUGGCACUAUAGUGGUCCUUUAAUCUAAAUAAAAUGUUCACACUAUGAUGUUGGAGUGUUUCUUUAAAUAACAUACUGAUACCCAUUACUUUGCAUUUCCUUCUUAGUGAAAUUGGCACAGCGAGGAAGAGCAUUGGUUUUGGUUCUCUAAUGAACUCAGUCCACCUGGAAGCAGCAAACUGUAGAGGGGAUGAGAAGGCUCUGCUGCACUGCAGUUACGUCCCGGCAUUGAACAAGGAAUGCAACUAUGGAUCAAUUGCUGCAGUUACCUGCUCUCCUCCUGAAGGUAAAUCUUUAGAACACAUGUGUGACAAGGGGGGUCCACCAAAUAGUCCACAACAUUCUAAUACAGUGCCACUAUUACGCAUAAAACUGGCACAUACAUACAAUAUUUAACUCCAACUAAGAAUUUCAUUUACAUACUUAAUAAGGACAAUGUUUGUCAUUUGUGUGCAGUACUCUCUCUUUAUUUGUUUUGCUGCUACUAUGAAACUCUGUUAAUGACAGAAAGGGACAUUGUCUAAGCAUCAUGGCCACUUCAAGGAGUCUUUAAAUGCUGUGUUGUUGUUUUUUUGUAUUUUUUACUGCAUUGGAGACCUUUUUGCUGCCUCACAGGUCAUAAUGAAAUAGAACUUUUGAAUUAACACACGAUAAUGUUUUGGGGUGCCUCUCUUUGGAACAAACCAGUAGUCAGCGCCAAUAGACUUAUGAUGUUUGCAAACAUAUUUAUCCAGAAAAUUUGGAAGCAUCCCUAUGAAUUUGUGCUCAAACCUACUGCAUUGGACGUUGCCUUCUGAUUGUACAUUUACAAUCCUCCAUGUUCAUAAAUGAACUCCUGAAAAUCUCAAAUUGACACAUCCCAUAAACGUGUCUUUUGCCACGUAGGAUUCCAGCCAAAAGAGAGUGCAUUCAUUUUUUUGCACUUUUCUUUAAAAUACCAGAACUGUUUUAUUUGUAUUUAUUUAUUUGCUGUAAUUAAUUUUCCUUUUCUUAAGAGCAGGUCUGACACCCCCGAUUAGGCUGGUGGGAGGGAAGGAACGGUUUGAAGGUCGAGUGGAAAUUUUUUAUCAAGGAAGGUGGGGAACAGUUUGCGAUGAUCACUGGGAUGAUAAGGAUGCAGAAGUUAUCUGUAGACAACUGAGUUUAAGGUAAGUUAUAUUAUUCUUUAUAUUUUUUUCCUUAUACUUAGUGGUAGUAUUCUUUUUUCAUUUUUUCAUUAAAGCCACAGAAAUCAAUGCUCAGAGCUAGUAGUUUGCAGAGAGAGAAACAAAUAAGUCAAAACAAAGUUUGCAACCAUGUGAGAUAGACAUGCCAAAUUUGGAAGGUCUAAGAGCGGGAUGGGUGGGCAGUGGGUAGGUAUGCAACUGAUGCAAAUAGAAUCAUUGUUCACAUUGCUGAAUGUGAGGGCUGCAAAGCAUGGUUACCAUUCAGGGUUUCUCAAACACUGUGUGUAAGAAGACAAACUCUGUCCGGCCCCUGACUUUGUAUCCAGACCUAAUCCUACUACACUGGAACCCUCAGAAGCUUCUUCAGCAUCCUGCUACCUUAGCACUACUCACCUAGCAGCCUGAGCUUUUUCAGUGGUACUUUAAAACCAUUAGCCAACUACUGGAUAAAGUGAUAAAUAGGUCCCAACAUUGUGCCCAACCACUAGACAAUGUGUAGUGAAGGAUUAAGACCAGGCCUAGAUGCCACUGUGAAAAAGCCUGAUGGACUGUGAUGACCAAGGGUUGUGGUCUUGAGAACUGACCCAAAGACCUCAGUUGGAAGAGCUCCCUCUCAAGCCACCCCUGUUUUUCACUGUGGGGACGAGGGAGCCAGUGUAUGCCUGUGGUCUGCACUUGCUGUGGGUGUAGACCAAAUACAAGGCUCUGGAUAGCUAAUCAGAAUGUACAGUAACUCUCUGAUACCUACCUAGAGCUGACUGAAAGUGGCAGGUUGCACUUGCUAAAGGUGCAGACAAGAGAACUGCUCCACCUGACCACUUUGGGGUAGUGCGCGUCUCAUUGGUGAUGACACAACACACAUCUUCACCAGUCUUACCCCCUCAUAUUAGGCUGCUCAGCCUUUAAACCCCCAUGUCAGAUUUUAUCCUAGUCCUGCCAUGGACAAGACAACAUGAACAUAGUAAAGACAAAUAGGAAUUCGGGGCACACCAGUAUUAAUCUAUAUUAAAGACCACAUAAACAGACAGAGUGCAACAUAAAGCCAAAUCAAGCAAGUACAAGAACCUGAUAGAAGACUACAACAACAUGCAAUGGGAACCAGCAACAUGCUGGGCGCAUGUGCCAAGAUAUCUAAGCUAUGUUGAGUAAAUGGCUGACGGGAUGGGAGCCAAUUCCUAUGAGUAUACUGGAAGUUGGUGGCUGGGUGUAUAAAAGAGCACUACAUGAUGGAGAAAAUUCCUACAAUCUAAAGUUACCCUCUAAUAACUUACCCCUAAAUUACAUUCCCAAAUAUUCUAGUCACCAGAGUGACAUACACCUGAAUAUUAGCAGGCACCCAUUGAUGGCUGGCUCAGGUGCUUUGAGGCCAGUUAACCCUAAUGGAGGACCGCUGGUAAGGCUCCAAGAAGUGUGUUGGUAUGUGUCAGUAUUGCCUGUGGGGAAAGGUGCAAUUACAGUCAGUUGCAUCACCCAGGAUUUUCAAUUUCCCCAUCACAGAAUAGCAUUCUAACCAUAAAUUAAUCAUUUCAGUCUUGCCAACCUAAAUAAUGCACUCUUCCUAAAUUAUGAUAACUCUCAUUAGUCUCAGUUCUCAUUAGACAUAAUCUUUUAGGUGCCAGUAAGGAUUUACCCUUAAAGUCUCAAACUACAGUUUCUGCACUGUGGUGCCAGAAGUCCUGUCUUCCGCAAAUUUGUCAAACAUAUUAUAUAAUUUUACACUUACCUAUGUCAGGCACCUUCCAUCCUUUCAGCCUGAGUUAGUUUAAUAAAGCAAAAAUUCUGCAUUAUCAUACCAAGUCAUAACAGACGUAAACAGUUGAAUAAUGACCAAACCUGGUGAGUUGGUUUAAUCAUUCAAAAGUUAGAACUCACAUUAGGACCUCAGACACCCGACACAGUAAAGUAAAUGUCAAACAUUUAGUAUACGCUUUGAUAGAUUACUGGUUGCACUCUUUAGUGGUUAUGGUGCCUAGAGAGUUGCUUUAAUAAUUCUACAGCAAUGAAUCUCAAUCUUCAAUGAGUGUGAAACACUUGUCUUCCACUUAUUUUAGAUUACACACAAUAAGUAAGAUACAAAUUGCUUUAUCUUUUAGUUGUUCAGACUGCAUGCAAAAAGUUUUUACCUAGACCCCUGACAACUAACUUUUGUCUUCAUUUAACAUUUACAUUUGAAAUGAUAUUUCUUACAUCUGCAAAGUAGUUUCAUGUUAAGAUUUUUCCAAUAACCUUGAAAUAGUGUUCUUUUUGUAUAAAUACCAUCACCUAUUUAAGUUCAUCGGUCACACUGUCUGGACAUGGAUAUGUAAACAUUCUCUACAUAUACUUUGUGAAUGGUUAUUUUCAGUGGCAAGCCAAAAGCUUUGGUCUGGGCUCAUUAUGGUAAAGGAUCUGGUUCCAUACUCCUGGAUGAAGUUGAGUGUUUAGGAAAUGAGUCAUCUCUGGACUUGUGCCAGAAGAACGAAUGGGGGCAUCACAACUGUGACCAUAUUGAAGAUGCCGGAGUUUCUUGUGAUCCCUUUACUGGUAUGUGUUUUGGAUUUUCUAGGUGUAAAUAAUAAAGCUGGUAACUAGUCUCCUAAAAUUAGCUCAAGGAUUGCAUAAAAUGCUAUCGUUAAAAAUUGCACUCAUGUUUUUUGAGAUCAUGGAAUUCUAUGAGACUAUCCUCUAUUUGUCUUACUCUAUGUAAUUUUUAUAACGUAUAAAACAUACAUUUAUUAAAAUGACUACUUUCGGUCAAUUAAGACAUUUAAAGCUAAUAUUUUACUGUUGUGUAUGCUUUUAAAUGUUACCUUACAACAGUAUAUUUAAAAUAAUUAAAAUCAUGUAUUGAACUGUGUUAAAUGCUAUAUAUAAAUCCAACCUUUUAUACAUAAGAAAAAGUGGGGACUACAUAAUAUUAUAUUGUUCAGAAAAUAUGAAAUAUAAUGAAAAAGUUAUAAAAAAAAAAAAAGAAAUCAGUAUUAUUCAAAGGACUUUCAAAUUAAUCAAAACUUUACCAUGCCCAUACAUGCCCAAAUAUAUACAUGCCCAAAUACAUCAGUGUUUCGAUCUCAUGGGGUCAUUAUAUUGCUUGAUAAGUAAUUUGAGUGGUGCUGAUGUAUUUCUCUCUUAUGCAUAGCGUGAUAGCGUGGGUUAGCACCUAGGCAUAUUGCUGUUUAUUACUUUUUUUGAUGAGAGCAGAGGGAAUAUAUAUAUAUAUAUAUAUAUAUAUAUAUAUAUAUUCCUUACUUUUUCCUUUACAUAAAAGGGACAAAAAAAAUAAUUAAUUAAAAAAAAAAAAAAACACUGACAGCUUGACUUUAAAUGUGCAAAAUUCCUUGUAUUGUUUCCCAAAUUCAAAGUAAAGUGAUUAAGCCCCAUAGUGUUAGCUGGAUUCAUUUGUAUAUACUGAGGAAUAGCUAUAUGCUUGUGUACACUGAUUCAUGAUGUGCAUUAUGGAAACUCCAGCUCCAUGACCCUAACUAAUACAUACUUAAAAUAAAUAGCAAGUUCUUUUUAAUUAAUUGUAAUAGAGCCCAGUAUUAACCCCUUAUGGACACAACUUCUGAAAUAAAAGGGAAUCAUGACGGAAUAUUUCUGUUAUGUGUCCUUAAGGGGUUAAAGAACUGCUAUGCAUGAUAGGAAUUCCAUGCAAAGACGGAAUAGCAUUCUUUGGGUUUACUUAGUAAUGCAGGCGAUGGCUAGUACAGGGCUGGUACUCUGUAAGUUGUGUCCCUCCCACCCUGGCCUGCCACUCAUCAAUAUAAUGAUAUUUUGUCAAUGAGGUGUUUUUUCCCCCAGAUUAUAUUGUUAAUUGUGUAAUGAAUCAAAAGAAAAAGUCAAGUAAAUGUACAAUGUAUAGUCAGUUGCUGUUUUAUUGUCCAUUAAAGUAACAAACAACAAUAUUAUUUUGUUAUUUAUAUAGCGCCAGCAAAAUGCCAUAGCGCUGUAUGAAAUAUGAAACAACAAUGUGAAGAACAAUCAAAAGAAUAACAAAAAUGGUGUAAAGUAGGUGCGUGGGUGGUGGGAAUGAGACAAAGGAGACCUUGUCAUAAUUGUAAUACAGCUUCGCAAGUAAAGGUGUCUACCAUGUACCAUGUCUACACAGAUCAAUAUAAAGGGUUGGGUGGAUGUGGUAUAUGAAGUUCGACAAAACGUUGUCAUGGUGUAGUACCCUAACACGCAUAGUGUAAGAUAAAAAGGGACAAGAUAAGGAUUUAACAUAUUACCGGGCAUUAGAAUGGCCGGACUAAACGUCAGACAGAGAUAAAGCGUAGUCAGACACGAGCCGAGGUCAGGGUAAUGGAGAGACAGCGAAAACGAGAACCAGCCAGAGUCAGGUACAUGGUAAUCAGUCAGAAGGGCAAACAAGACAGGAUAGGGUUAAAGAUAAACUCAGUCAGGAACAAAGCCAAGGUCAAUACCAGAAUAAACACAAUAGAUCAAGGAAAGAACUAAAGGGUACUGAAAACAGAAACCACGAUAGGGCAAAGUGGACAGGGCUAGGGGAGUUUAAAUAGCCUUACUUAACAUUUCAUUGGCCCACGUGAUGCCUACACCCCCAAAAUGUAUGUUUGUGGGGGGCGCCAAAAUGACGUGGGCAAAUAGGAGCCUGCACCUACUUAUGACUCCCACUGCCCCUUUAAGAGCACGCUCGUGACACCAGUCGCGCUCCUAGUGCGAGGCAGGGCACAUAACCUUUCACUGCGGUCAGUGCACGUGACCUGCUGAGAAGAGGAGAUUGAGCCACGCACGCUCGUGACACCAGCCGCGCUCCUAGUGCGAGGCGGGGCAUAUAACCUUUCACUGCGGUCAGUGCACGUGACCCGCUGAGAAGAGGAAAUUGAGCCACGCACGGCUCGAGCUGAGGACCCUGGCUGGCCCCCGCUUAAGGUAAAUACUGCCACAAAAGUAAAGAAGUGGAGUGGUGGUUGGGAUGCCGACAGAGGAAACGUUUUUCAAGCAGAAUUUUAAUAACAUUUUAAUGCAAAUAUAAAAAUAUAAUUUACCUUGUUUCUAAUGACAAGCAUAUUUUGCAUUAUGACCGCAGAUGGCUUAGUCAGAUUAUUUGGAGGAAGCAAUGCUGGUGAAGGUCUGGUCCAAAUAUACUACAAAGGUGACUGGGGGUCCGUAUGUGAUGAUGGAUGGACAGUACUUAAUGCACAGGUGAUUUGCAGACAGCUUGGAUUCAGGUGUGUUUCAAAGUUUCAAUUAUGCUGCUAAAAAUGCUGACUAUAAAUUACCAUUAAUGAGUAUAAUAUGGUAUUACGUUUAUUGAUUUAGCCUCUAUUUUAACCCCUUAAGGACACAUGACUUGUGUGAUAUGUCAUGAUUUCCUUUUAUUCCAGAAGUUUGGUCCUUAAGGGGUUAAAGUGUUAUUCUUUAGCUACUACCUAAAACCAUACAAAAUAACUCUAGGUAAGCUCAUGGCCAUCUGAUGGCUCAGAUAAAAAAUAUUACCAUAGUCUUCAACACAAUAAUGUCUCCAGCAAAUAAAUUAGUGAUGUAGGCUUCAAUUUAACAUUUUUGCAUAAGCUUUCCAAAUGAUUUAAUAUUUUUAGAUAAGCUUUUACAAUUAUUUAAUAUUGUGAAAAAAUAUUUCAAUGUUGUAAUAUUGUAAUUUUUUUUUUAUAUACUGACAUAGUUUAUAUGUAUGAUAUAUUUUCUGAUAUUUUAGUAAUGUCAAAAAAAUCAACUUAAAAGUUUAGCCAAAAAUAUUAGAUCAUUUGGAAAGCUUGUACAACAAUAUUACAUCAAGGCCAUAUUUAGUGGAGAACAUUAUUACUAGAGUUAUUUUUUGUGUCUGUAACUUCAAGAAUAUAUGACUAUGUACUUACUAUGAUCCACACACAACUCUCUGGCACUACCUAGUGUCUUAGCUUGGCUCUGCAAGUAAACUUUCUAGCUCUUGGAACACAAGGACAAUCCCAAUUUUUUAAAAUAAAAACUGACUUACCAGCUGUGUUAAUUUUGGCGUCAAAUUUCAAUUUACUUUUAGUGAUAGUCUUUUGACUAAAAAGUAAUCUGAAUUGCUUUAGUUUUAGUCUAGUUUUAGUCGACCUAUCUCCAGUAGAUUUUAGUUGACUAAAUCUAUUGGAGAUAUUUUUUACAUGACUUUUACGUGAAAGCCUCUAUCUGUCUCUUUUGCCCCUUACCCAGCCCCUCUGUGUCCCUUUGUUUCCUCCCAGGCCCUCUAGGUGUCUCUCUCCCAAGCCCUGGUCUGUCUCUUCUGCCCCUUCCACAGCCCUUCUGUGGCUCCCUCACAUACCAGUGUCAAUUUUGGUGGCAAAUUUCAAUUCAGUUUUAGUCAUAGUCUUUUGACUAAAAAUCCAUUUUAGUUCUAGUCGUAUUUUAGUCAUCUGAAUUGUUUAAAAAAUAUCUAUAUAUUGUCUAUAGGUCCGUGUAUAUCUUCUGUUGAGGGAUAACUCCUAUUGAAUCAAACACUAAAAUUAAGUCGGGAGUAAAAAAGGGGGAUAAUUCCUGGUGUACCCAGUAGAGUGGAAGCCAAAACCGAAAAUCUCUUCAUAAUUAAAAUGUAACUUUUAAUAGAUACUAGUAUAAAACCACAAACAUCACUAUACUCAUACCACCACCUUAAAAACAAUUAUGGUUCACUAUGAAGGAAAAGUUAUAUGAAAGGAUCUCUGCUUUUAAUAGAGCCUAGAGAGUCCUAACAAUAAAGAUGGUUAAUAGUGACCUCUUUGGUAAACUACGGUUAGUAUGUAACAAAUUUUUCAAAUUUCCACUGGAAACAUGGUCUGCUACCUAAACAAUGUUAAAUGUUAUCUUACUCGGUUUUGGCUUCCACUCCACUGGGUAUACCCGAAUUUUAUUCCCCUUUUGUACUCCGGAUUUAGUUAGCUUAAUUUUGGUAUCUGAAUUGUUUUAGUUUUAGUCUAGUUUUAGUCAACUAAAUGUAAAAAUUUUUAGUAGACUAUAAUUUGACUCAAAUUGUUAUUCGCCAAAAUUAACACUGCUUACCAGUAGGUAGGGGAGGAAGAAUACAGUAGCAGUAAAGAUGGAACAUUGGCCAGUGGCACAGAAGGUCAACUCCAAAUGUAUGUCAGAAUGGAGGAAAGCUCCAUACAACAACUGCUCGCCAAAAAAAAGUUAUUGAAAAGUCUGCUGAAAACAACCAGAAAAAUGAAAAAUAAUCUGUACAUGUUCCUGACCUUGAAAACCUUAUUAACUGCUUACACGUAUAAUUCUUUAUUUAUAAUUGAGCUCUUUUACUUGUGUUAUAAGUAAUCUUGUCUACAUUGUACUAAAAUGUAUCAAAUACCAUCUUUACAGUGGUCCUUCUAUUGUGGCAUCAAAGGGAGAGUUUGGCCCAGGUGAAGGCUUCAUAUUUUUGGAUGAUGUCAUCUGCACAGGUCUGGAGUAUACUAUUCUGGAAUGUUCUCAUAGUAGCUGGGGUCAACAUGACUGUUCUCAUUCUGAAGAUGUUGGAGUAAAAUGUACAAAUGACAACAAUGAGAUCGUGGAAGAGCCCACUGGUAAUAUAAAAAUUCUGCUUAGGUGAUGCUUAAUUAUGCCGUCUGUAAUAUUCUAAUUAAAACAAAAUAUUUAUUCAUGACAUUAUUUUAUGUAAUUUUCUUGUUAUCGUUUUGUUUUGGCUUUUUAAUUCUUUAUUUUUGCAGUGCAUAGAAAGAUGUACAUGCCAUUACAUGGUAGAUUGCAAGACUUAUCAGUAAAACAGUAAAUCAGAAAAAACAUUGCACUUAUUUUUAUAUUAAAGCCGAACAAUCAAACUCUGUAGUUUUAGUUUAGUAUCUAGUGUUAUUGUGAGACUCGUUAUGGCUUACAUGUUAUAAGCAUUGUCUUUCAAUGUGAAUAACACCAUGCGCUCCUGUGAAGCGUGGCUGAGAGUAUGUGGACCAAUAGGGCUUUAUUAUCUAAAAGCGUGUUGUCCUAUGAGUUGUCUCAUACUGGUAAGGUCUAGUAAUGAAACCUUCAGAGUGGGUCAGUGGUGCGUUAUUGUUUUCUAAGUUAACCACUGUGCACAUUUUCUUCCGGUGCAAAACAUUGGAUUUUAACACUCUCUAAGGGAUCUUGUUUACUACCUUUCCAGUAUGUUCCUGGAAUCUCAGAGAAUUCUUUUUUAAAUUAUUUUUGUUAAUGUAUUACUAGACUUUAAUGUUUCUUUUUAACACAAGGUAGAUUGCAAUCAAACCAAAUCAGCUGUCUGCCUAACCUUCAAAUUCAUGCACUAAUAAGAAGGCAAUCGUUAAAUAUACAAAGAUAGUAAAAUAUGAUUAACCUAUUCAUGCCCCAGAUGUCUCAAAUUCUCUGUGAAAUUUUUGGCGACCAAUUAGGGAUGUGCCCAUAUCAUAUUUCCAACCGAAGAAAUGUUAGCAUUACCUUCAUGAAAAAAUGCACAUUGUUGAAAAUGAGACAAAAUUCCUUAUCUCACAUGGUCCACUUUAACAUUUUCACAAUACAUUUUGCUGUCUAUUUCUGCCACAGUGUUCGGCAAGCAUUUUGUUUCUGCGUUUUUACAAUAAGAUAAAUGGCGACUAUCCUAUAUUAUUUAUUAAAUGUAGACACCCCUUGGUAUUUCAUAAGGAGCAUAGCAACACUUUAAAUUGAGUUAUGUCAUUAUUCACUGUCAGUAUUUGGGAUAAUAUUUAUCUGACACGGGGUGUGCACCAAACAUAGAAAAUAUUCAAAUUUGUUCAGUUCAAACCCUGAAUACAGACUUCCCAGUGUCCUCAAUGCUUCAAACCCUUCUUUCCCUCCCCCAAAAAAAGUUCAGGGGAGUUGAGGAGACUGGUUGGUAUACAUUUCCCUCUCACUCAGGAUCAUUGUAAGAAUGAGACUAGCAGGGAUGAUACAGUUAGCUGAUUUUGCCAAUAUCCAAACACUGGUAAUACUAACUAUUGUCCAGGAUUGGUUAAUAAGACUGUUUAUUCAGUCUUUGCAUCAGUUUUAUUGCAUGACAUACCUAGAACAUCAUUGAUCAAUUAUAAAAUAGUUCUAAAAUAAAAUACAGCCUUUUAUGUCUAAAUGCUAAUUUAAUAAUCUCCAGGACCUCCUGUUCGAUUGGUGGAUGGAGAAAACACGAAGGAAGGCAGAGUGGAGGUUUUCCUCAAUGACGAAUGGGGCAGUGUAUGUGAUGAUGGUUGGACAGACAAUGAUGCAGUUGUGGUGUGCAGACAGCUUGGUUACAGGUGGAGUAAAUACAGCAAAACUGCAUCUGUUGAGUUGUGAUUGCAAUUUUUUGUAUAAAUAUUUGCCAACAAAAUGAUAAAGAAGGAGUAAAUGAUAACAUUUUUCUCAAGGAUUAAUAUUAUUGACUGGAUCCUUAAUUAAAUGAUAUAAUGGCAACAUGUUAUAUAUAUAUAUAUAUAUAUAUAUAUAUAUAUAUAUAUAUAUAUAUAUAUAUGUUCUAAAAGUGGUAUUUGAGAAUUAGAAACAUAGAAACAUAGAAUGUGACGGAAGAUAAGAACCAAUUCAGCCCAUCUAGUCUGCCCAAUUUUCUAAAUACUUUCAUUAGUCCCUAGCCUUAUCUUAUAGUUAGGAUACGUAUGCUUAAACUCCUUUACUGUGUUAACCUCUACCACUUCAGCUGGAAGGCUAUUCCAUGCAUCCACUACCCUCUCAGUAAAGUAAUACUUCCUGAUAUUAUUUUUAAACCUUUGUCCCUCUAAUUUAAGACUAUGUCCUCUUGUUGUGGUAGUUUUUCUUCUUUUAAAUAUAGUCUCCUCCUUUACUGUGUUGAUUCCCUUUAUAUAUUUAAAUGUUUCUAUCUUAUCCCCCCUGUCUCAUCUUUCCUCCAAGCUAUACAUGUUAAGAUCCUUUAACCUUUCCUGGUAAGUUUUAUCCCGCAAUCCAUGAACCUGUUUAGUAGCCCUUCUCUGAACCCUCUGUAAGGUAUCCAUAUCCUUCUUAAGAUACGGUCUCCAGUACUGUGUACAAUACUCCAAGUGAGGUCUCACCAGUGUUCUGUACAAUGGCAUGAGCACUUCCCUCUUUCUACUGCUAAUACCUCUCCCUAUACAACCAAUCAUUCUGCUAGCAUUUCCUGCUGCUCUAUUACAUUGUCUGCCUACCUUUAAGUCAUCAGAAAUAAUCACCCCUAAAUCCCUUUCCUCAAUUGUUGAGGUUAGGACUCUAUCAAAUAUUCUGUACUCUGCCCUUGGGUUUUUACGUCCAAGAUGCACUAUCUUGCACUAAUCCACAUUAAAUGUCAGUUGCCACAAUUUUGACCAUUUUUCUAGUUUACCUAAAUCAUUUGCCAUUUGGCUUAUCCCUCCUAGAACAUCAACCCUGUUACAUAUCUUAGUAUCAUCAGCAAAAAGACAUACCUUACCAUCAAGACCUUCUGCAAAAUCACUAAUAAAAAUAUUAAAGAGAAUGGGUCCAAGUACAGAUCCCUGAGGUACCCCACUGGUGACAAGUCCAAGCUUCGAAUAUAUUCCAUUAACCACAACCCUCUGUUGCCUGUCACUCAGCCACUGCCUUACCCAUUCAACAAUAUUGGAAUCCAAACUUAAAGAUUUCAGUUUAUUGAUAAGCCUUCUAUGUGCAACAGUGUCAAAAGCCUUACUGAAAUCUAGGUAAGCAAUGUCUACUGCACCACCCUGAUCUAUAAUUUUAGUUACCCAAUGAAAAAAAUCAAUAAGAUUAGUUUGGCAUGAUCUCCCUGAAGUAAACCCAUGUUGUCUCUGAUCUUGAAAUCCAUGUGUUUUUAGAUGUUCAACAAUCCUAUCCUUUAACAUGGUUUCCAUCACUUUCCCCACUACUGAAGUAAGGCUUACUGGCCUAUAGUUGCCCGACUCCUCCCUAUUACCUUUCUUGUAAAUGGGCACAACAUUCGCUAACUUCCAAUCUUCUGGGACUACUCCUGUUAACAAUGAUUGGUUAAAUAAAUCUGUUAAUGGUUUUGCUAGUACACCACUAAGCUCUUUUAAUAGCUUUGGGUGUAUUCCAUCAGGUCCCAUUGACUUAUUUGUCUUUACUUUUGACAGUUGAAAUAGAACCUCUUCCUCUGUAAACUCACGUGUAAUAAAUGACUCAUUUAUCCUUUUUCUCAACUGAGGUCCCUUUCCUUCAUUUUCAUCUGUAAAUACAGAACAAAAAUAUUCAUUGAGGCAGUCAGCUAGACCUUUAUCCUCUUCUACAUACCUUCCUUCUUUUGUUUUUAAUCUAACUAAUCCUUGUUUUACUUUUCUUUUCUCAUUUAUGUAUCUAAAAAAUGUUUUGUCCCCCUUUUUUUACUGACUGUGCUAUUUUCUCUUCUGUGUUCGAUUUGGAAGCUCUUAUAACUUUCUUAGCCUCUUUCUGCCUAAUUGUUCUUGAAAGUUUUCAAAACAGUGAGAAUUUUAUUUUAUAUAAAAAGCAACUAUGGAGCAAAGUUCUGAAAGUAUUGUAGAGCUGCAAACAUAUACAAAUGGUUUUCAUGCUGAGUGGACCACUACUAGAACUUUGUCCCAGAAUUGUUUUGUUUUUUAUUUUUUUUACACAGAACCCCCAACAUGCUUCACACCUAGCUAUAAACUAGAAUAGUCUCCCUUUUUUCCAUUGCUGUGUAGUAAGGUGUAAUAAUUAUUAGUUGCCUGAAAGGAGCUCUGUCACUUCUGAAUGGUGCAUAAAAAGUUCUGCACAAAAUACUCAUAUUGACUUUAUUGGAAUUUCACUGCUAUUUCAAUGCAAAUAAAAUAUACAAUGAGACAAAGUAGGGGAUAUUUUGUUUAACGGCAAAGCUGAAGUUGACAGUAUCUUUUGGGGACAUUAUGAUUUUCUCAUUCAGAGGUCUUGCCAAAGCAAGAACAAUGGCAUAUUUCGGUGAAGGACAAGGGCCGAUUCACCUGGAUAACGUAGAUUGCAGCGGGUCCGAAAACACCUUGGCAGAAUGCAACAAGCAGGACAGUGGAAUACAUAACUGUUGGCACAAUGAAGAUGCUGGAGUUAUAUGUGACUACAAAGAGAAGAAAGUCAUCCGAGAAAAGAAUACAGGUUAGUGUGCCCAUUAGGUGGGUGAUGAACUCCAGUUAGACACAAACCAAGGGUUCCUCAGGUGUCUGUAGCCAGACAUUCUUCAUAUUGUUAUUGUGGAAUCUGCACUUGCUUAUACUUCGGAUCAAAUUCAUUUUUAUAUGGCAUUCAUUGGAUGAGUGUUUCAGCUGAUAUGCUCAACAAAUGAAUGUCUUCUAAUGUUGGACAAAACUUAUAUUGCUAACGGGGAAGUGCAACAUUUGUGAUAGCAAUAUGCUAAGCAAGAGGCCGUACAAAUAGAUAUUGAAGUGGGCUCUCAUGUUCUUGGAUAAUAUAAAUAUUUGAUAAAAUAGCUCAUUUGGCUAAUGGGCCAGUUAGAUACUCUGUUAACACCUAAUUAUUUACAGGUUCUGGUUGUUGCCAGCCAGCACUCCUUCUGCAAAUAAACUCAAUAAAAGCAUGGACCUCAGCACCUUCUGCUCCUGUACGUUCAACUUGUCUUGUUUCAACAUUUUGUUUGCUAGUCCACCUGUUGCACAGUGCUGCAGAAUUUGCUGGCACUUUAUAUAUAAAAAUAAUUAAAGGACUUAGUUAAAGGACUAUUAAAGUAUAACAAAUCACUCCAUUGAGAUGAGCUGGAAUGGGUGCAAAGGUCCUGUCACUUUAACCUUGCAAUGCAAAACAUUGCAGUUUCUACUAAACUGCCUUGUUUACUUUGUAGGGUUAAAGACUUCUAGUGGCUGUCUUCCAGAGAAUCGUGAUAAUUCAAAGUGAAUUUAAAAUUUAAGGCCUAAAUAGCAGAACAAUUCAGCUUUGUUUCCAGUUGAGCAACUUACUUUUCCCACAAUCCAAACUUUAGUGAAUAAUCCUUUCAAAAUCUGAGCCCUCUUAAGGAAAAUGUAUUAUAUAAGUAGUUGGUCAAUAUUAUGACUACACAUAUUGUUGUGCACAUUAUCAAUGAAAAAAUAAAUCUAAUAGCUUAGUUAAAAAGUGCUGAUUCUACACUGUGGGCUCGCUAAGAGACUUAGGUGAAACCCUAGAGCAGAUAUCACAACUACCAGGUGAAUGGAACUCAAUAUGCCCUAACCUGAGACAGGAGGUCCUGUGAGUUUCAUGCAACCACACUUUUGACCACCUUCACCAUACCCUACAAUAGCGUGUGCUCAUGCCAUUCCAACAAAUGUUGUAAUUACCAGUCCCGUAUUCGCAUAAUUUAACUCUAUCAUCUGUUUACUGCUUACGGUAAUAUGUACACAUAAUGCAACUACCCUGUUAUAUGACUCUACUAACAAUAUCUUCGUUCUGUAACACCCCUGUAUCCCCCUUUAUUUUUAUUUUUUAAACCGAAUUGUUUUAACGGUGUGUUCCCACCGUCAACAAGUUUUAAGGCCACAGGCCUGUAUUUGUGGGAGGAGUUAGCGUUCCUAUAAAACGCUACUCCCCGUUCUUAUCUUUGCCGUCACGUAUGCUGAUCACCCCACCCACCUCACACUCUCCAUACCUUCGGGGGGGGGGGGCCUCUUUUUUAUAGGCCUACCCCUACGUCGGUUUCGGCACACCACACCCACUUAAACCAAUCUCAAGGUAUUUCACGGUCACUAAAGUAACCGACCACAAGCAAUAUAUAUAAUAUAUGUGGAAAUUAAAAUAAAGAAUGUUAAAAAAAAAGUAAUGAUCCUACUUUUCUCUUUUUACAGGUAUAUCCGCAGUGUGUGGAAUCAGUCCUCUUCUUCAACGCAAGAAAAGAAUUGUUGGUGGAACCAAAUCAAUAAGGUAUUUAUUUUUCAUAGUCAGCUAUGCUUUUAAUUUGGCUACCCUGGCCUUAAAUUUGGAAUUCACUUUGAUUUCACUUUAGUAAGAAACCCUGUAAGUGUUUGGAAUGGAAUAAUGGAAUGUGAUUUCUAUUUUAUUCAAGUGUAUUCUGGGAUAAACGUAUAAUGAUUGAAAGGAUGCAAAUUGUUACACUUUGGAAGCAUUACUUUGUCAGUGGGAUAUGUGGUAAGUUAAUAGCCAUACAUCUUUAAUCUGAUUCCAAUUUUACAAAACUAGUGUUGCGCGGCUCUCUAAUUCUGCCUUCACAUAGAGAGGGACUGAGGGAGCUGAGCAGCCGUUUUUAGUAAUAUACACUUCCUUUUUUUGUAAUGUACGCUUUUUUAAUAGAGAAUAAUACAUUAUGAUUGUGAAGGCCAGGUUGAAAAUCUAAAUUAUGAGAUAUAGGAAACAGCAAGCUAGAAAAUUUACCAAACAUUAAACAUUACCUAGUGUUCUACAUUUUUCCCCAGACCCGAAAUGUAGGUAACAAGGUAGGAUGAUCUUAUUCCUUCAGAUAAAAAUUUGGAUUCUUCAACCAAGCUAUUGUGUUAAUUGGAGCUCCUAUACAUUCCUGCUCUAUACUUAUCCAGCCUUUAGGCUUCCUUUCAGACCAGUCAAGUAUCUGAGUCAAAUGAACUGCCUGAUAAUAAUAUCGAUAAAUGUCCAGAACUCCCAGAUCCCCCUAAACUUUUUGAUCUAAUCAGAUAAACAUAAGCCAGGCGUGGGGGCUUAUUUCCCUAAAUUUAUCCUAAAAUAGUAUGCCUUAACUGUUUAAAAAAAGACCUUGGUAGCCAAAUUGGGACAGUCUGAAACAUAAAAAGCAGCCUGGAGAGGACAUUCAUUUAUAACACCGCCACCCGGCCAUACCGUGAUAUCUGUGGUAAUGACCAAUUUCUCAAGUCUUUAGUAAUUUGUUUAAUCAAAGGAGAAAAGUUCAAAUCAUACAAAUCCUUACACUUGUAUGGUAAAUUAAUCCCCAAGUACUUUAAAACUACAUUAACCCUCAUCAAAUGAAAGGUUCCAGAAAGCUUCUCCCUAUCAUCAUUUUCUAUAGUAAAUAUUAGUACUUCACAUUUUGCCUUCUGACUUCUGUCUUCCGAUACCAUUAGCCUCAGCCUGCUAAUUUCUACCAUAAGAAGCUUAUUAGCGCAAUCCUUAUCGCUCACUACACCUCUUUGAAUUCAUUUGUGCAACAUGUGUUGGGCUCCAGCCUAUUUUCAGUACAUUUAAGGCAGACUAUGUCACUGCUAGCCUACUGUUUUUUUCCUAUUUUGGUUCUAUGUUGGACUUUAUUCUAUCUCUGGAAAACCUGAAGCUACUAAUUUGCUGUAAUAACCUGCAAUACCUAUCAGCUAUUUGAUUCCAUGUUCUUAAAGAGGUACACUUAGACCUGGGAAAGGAAAGGAAUAGUGACAAAACUGUAAAAAAAAAACCCCACCAGUUUCCCUUUUCCUUCUAUAGAAGGUACGGGGGUGGAAAUAGGAGAAUGGAGAAGGAGGAAGUCCAACAUGUUAACAUGUUUUUUUUUUUUUUAAUUCUUUAUUUUUUCACUCAAUAGACGCAGCAAGUAUUCAUCAACUUUUUGGGCUUACGCAGAAGCCAAUGUGAAUUCAAUUCUCAUAAGCAUAACAUAGUGCAACAAAUACGAUCUACGCCCAUUCCUUAAACAACUAUUGGUACCUGUCGUCUACAAAGGGUUUUUUUUAUUUUUUAUUUUUUUUUAUUAUUUUUUUUGUGUGUGUCAUAUUAUAGGUUAUAGCAAGUACAUGGCCAACUUAAAUGCUUACGCAGAAGCCAAUGGCAAGCAACACUGCCUUGGGCACAAGAGGCGUAUAUCCAUUACAUAUCGAUAAGUCAUGUUGAAACAUGUUAACAUGUUUAUGGUACACGUUAUAGCAGACAAAUUGUAUCUCCACAAAUAUUAAUAACUGUUUACAUGAAUCAUACAACAUACAGGGACAAUAUUCCUGCUACAAGAAAUAUGGGACAGUGUAAAAGAAACAAGUACAAAAAGCAGUAAAGAAUUUUGUUUUUGACAAUUCAAAGACAAAUACUGGUGCUGUCAAUAAAUAUUAGAGGCAAGAUCUGCAAAUUACACAUUUGCCUUGAUAUUCCGAUUAUAUCGUAUUCUAAAAACAUGUUUUCUCUUGUUUAGGGGCAGUUGGCCAUGGCAGGCUUCAUUGAGGCUAAAGGGAUUCCCGAAAGAGUCUCGGUUACUGUGCGGUGCAACGCUGAUAAGCAAUUGUUGGGUUCUAACAGCGGCUCACUGUUUCAAGAGGUAAAGAAAAUAUCUUGUGUUUCUCGCAUUGUUGCUCUUCAAGAUUGAGAGUAUUCUCACCACAAAAACAACAAAAUGAAGCUGCAAUCAACAUGACUACUAUAACUAUCUGUAAUGGUUUGCUUGUCUUGGGUAAACUGGUGCCAUCCUUCUGUUUAAUUUCAAAAUGGUUUGGAUGACAAACUGAUUUGACCUAAACUAAACAAACAGUUUGAACAUGUUUCCAGUGCCCAGAUACUGCCUCCUCCUCAGCCACAUUUGGUAAUAUUUAAUUAACACAAAUUAUCAAUGUGAAUUGUAUCCAACUUACGUAGCAUUGAUUGGCUGAGGAAAAGAUGUCCGUUAGGCACCAUUAAGAACCCUGGUUUAUGUUUGUCAUUAAACCGGAUGAUGGGGUCAGGACGCUACAGAAAUCUAUUGUGGGUAUGUGCUUAGGCAGUCCUUUAAAAAAAUGUAAAAACAUUUUUAGCACGACAUAUUGAACACUUUAUGUUUUACAGAUUAAUACAAGGUUGGAGUGACCACUUAAGUUGUAUAUAUUUAUGAUCCAAUGUCUUAGAAACGGAGAAUGAAAUGGUCAGGUUAGCUGAGUGAGUUUUUUUUUAAGUUGGCACUUAUUGCCUACAUAAACAUGUAUUCACUCUUUAUAAUAUUACAGGGCAUAUUGCCAUUUGUAAUCAGUUUAUAUAUACAUUUCCAAUUGUAUUGGUCUCUCACAAGAAAGGGCUUUCUAAGAAACCUUAAAUUUGCUCCAUGUUUACUAUCAUUUCUAAAGUAUCAGAAUUCACUAAUGGGUAGCUUCAUUCUUCACACAUGAAAGGACAGGAAACCUAACGUGAAAUUAGUAGAAAUCAUAGUGCCUGCUCCCUACCAGUCAGUCCCUGUAAAUAAUAUUUUCCCUAGGGAGUGUCAAAUAUCAAUCCUUCAAUGUGCAUUAAUCCUCAGAAGGUGUAAGCAAAAAGCUAAUUUAAUGAGCUGUUUAAUCAAUGGGACAUCUUCACUGUUUCUGCUUAGACACAGGGUUAUUCUCCCAAGUCUGCUAGUUAGCAGUCCCAUGGGAUUCAAUCACAGGAGGCAUCGUGGAUAGCCAACACAAUACAUUGCAGAGGAGAAAAGGAGAUCAGUAUGACCAGACUUAUAAAGCGGUACAAAUUCUCAAUUCCCUAAGCCUCAGCAAAUUAAAAGCAAAGUUCCUGGAAGAAAUUAAUCAGUUCUUCUUGGUUACACACGAAAGGAUACAAAACAAUAGGAAAAGAAUAGAAUGCAUAAUGUCUAAGAAUAUCCCUGAGCAGCAGAUCAUGAGGCAACCAUAGGAAGUACCCAACAACCUUGUAGAAUAGAAGGCAUUAGCUUAGAAAAUACAAAAUGCUGUCUAAGAACCAACAAUUUCUUUUUUCCCUAAAAGACCCCACAUAGGAAUAUGUUACAAGUAGGAUAGCAAACUAAUGCUGAAGAUGCUAGUCUAAUAGUAUAACCCAGAGUAGUCUAUAGUGGAAAUUUAUAAUUACCCCGUUGCAAGCCUACUAUUUGUUUUUCAGCUGUCAACUCCAUUUUACGUUCCUGUUUGAUACUUUGUGACUCUUCUUUACUCGUACAGGUUUGGUGUACAAGCCCAUCGCUACUCUGUUAGAGUUGGGGAUUACCACACUGGAGUGGAAGAUGAAUUCGAACGAGAGCUUCUUGUGCAGAAGAUUGUAAUUCAUAAGAACUACCAUUCGGGAAGCAUUGACAAUGAUAUUGCUCUAAUCAGAGUAAAGGGCAGGGAUGGGCACUGUUUGCCAUUCACUUACCAUGUCCUACCAAUAUGUCUGCCUGAGAAGAAGGAAAAGUCUGUCCAUCGGAAGACAUGCUUCAUUACUGGAUGGGGAGACACAGGUAUGAUUUAUUAUUGAGAAAUUACUGGAAUCGGUUUGCCUAUUCUUCUGCUUUUUUUGGAAUCUGUAAAUAUUUCCAGUAUUUGUUUAAGUUAGUAAAACUACAAUGUUAUACUUAUCAUGAUAGUUUAAAUGAUGGAAGCCCAGAGAGGUCAUGUAUUUUUAAUAUUUCUCUGACUUGUUAUCUCUAGAAAACUAUUUAUUUUCUUGAGAUAACAAGUAAUAAAAAACAUUACAAAUACUGGGCCUCUCCGGGCUUUUGUAUUAAAUUUUAUCGUGAACUUAUUAUUUAUUUAUUUAUUUAUUUGCUAUUUUCAUGGCAGCACACUAUUGAGAAAGGGCUUUUAUAGAGAUAUACAUGAAAACAGGGUGUCAGAGAAUAGUAGGAAUGGUAAAAAAAAUAACUAAUGAUUAGCAUGCCCUUUGAUUAAUAUCUGACAUGGCCUCUUACAUUUUUUUAGCUUAAAUGUGCCCAUUGGGAGCCUAGGCCAGUUCCAAAACAAUUUACAGAUCACAGUAAGCAAAAGGCCCACGACUGGGUAUCCAUUUUGGCUUAGGGAGACCAUAGUAAUGUAAGAUCAAGGGUAGUACAGUUGUAAUCAAAAUUAUUCAACCCCUAUUGAAAAUCUGGUUUAUUGUCAAUAAUUACACUUUCAGUUGAACAAAUGAAACAAAAGCAAUUGAUAUAGCUCAACAAAACGAAUGCUUCAAGUGAUUUCCUUAAAUUCAACUGAAAAUGCAACUUAUAAUGACUUUUACAGUCCAGUCCAGGAAAUCGGCCACUUCUGCCCGUGGUGUACUAGGCCUCACAGCAAAAGCACCUCAGCUCUGGUAAUAUAUGGACAAAAGUCCCACAGAAUGAGUUAAGUGGUGUAAGAAUGCAGAAUAACUUCAGCCACAAGUUGUGGAAUUAUUAAUUUAAAGCGAUUUAGCUGCCUAAAGCUUGAUAUUAGCGAGGUGCUCCCACUGGACACGUGUGGCAGUCAAGAUCUGCAAUAAAACAUAUUUUAAGAUACAUCAAUAUUUGUAUUUUUAACAUUGGACUAGCAAGACUACUCCAAACUACAGUACAUAUCUGUCUGUCUCUUUCUUGUUAUUACUUAUUUUAUUUGUCUGUUUUGCUGUAGGAACAUCUUAUUCCCGGACGCUUUUGCAAGGUGAGGUUUCUCUUCUUCCCAAGGAGUCUUGUAUUUUGCAAUAUAAAGGCAAAUUUACAAGUCGGAUGAUCUGUGCUGGAAAUCUCUCGGAAGACCAACGGGUGGACAGCUGUCAAGGAGAUAGCGGAGGUCCUCUCAUGUGCCAAAGGCCAAAUGGACAAUGGGUAAUUGUAGGAAUAACAUCUUGGGGGUACGGAUGUGGACGAAAAGGCUACCCUGGAGUGUAUACCAAAAUUAGUAAAUAUAGCUCUUGGAUAAAAAAGGUGGCAAAAUUGAAGUGAGAGACUGCAAUGUUAAUCCUCCACACAUAUGAGCCAUGCAAAGUAUUUUACCACAAAUAUAAUUUGUGAGCAAUAAGAGCUCUCCUACAUGCCUUAAGUUUCAGUUCUUGUGCUUUACUAUAAGGAAAACAAACCUGUGAAAAGGUCAUUAUGUGAGUGAGCAUUUGACUUCAGAACAUAGACCUAAUACUUGGAAAACCUACACAUGGGUCAAUUAUUUUAGACUGUAAGCAAGAUGUUUCAUUUUCUUAACUGGAAAACCCCCCAGAAAGAACUGCAUAGGGUUAUAUUGUCUUUUUAAUGCAUGCUGACACAAAGGACUAAGUCUCCUUUGUCAAAGUAGAGAUAAAUUCAUGCAUUCUAAAAUCAAACCAUAUGAACAGAACUUUGUUGCAACAAAAACUGUGACAUCAAUAAAGAACCAACAUAACGAGUACAUUUACAGUGAACAUUUCACAUCUUGUGCCAAUUGUCAAUUAAAAAAGGUCAAUCCAGUAGCUUGUUCGGGGUCACUAAAUUGUUAAGAACGUCUUGUGAAGGAUAUAUGAAUGUAGAAGUCAAAGAACAUUCUAAACUAUGGUCCAAAUUCUAAUCCCCUAGACACAAGCAAAUAGGUAGAAUUGCUUAAGCUUCGAGGAGUUCUGAAAAGGGUCAUCACAAUUUAUUUUAAUAAUAAUCAGUGGAGAUAAUUGUAAUCUUAUCUGCAGUGAACUGUGUGAUAAUUGCAAUUUAUGGGAUGUACUGUAAAAUGAUCUUAAAGAGAUUCACUUGAUUAUGGUAACUUAUAAAUAUUACUAGAAUGUUAUGUAGGAGGCACUCAUAUUUAUGGGACUUAGCCUAACAUCGUUUUUGAUGUGGCUGGUUUGAGUAGUAGUUUAUGUCUAGAUCACCUAGAGGGAGCUGCUUAGAUACUUACAGACGUUCAUAAAAUCGUUAUACAAAGUAUGGUGAAACAAACUUUAAUUGGGGGUCUUGAAAUGCAUGAAAUUGACCUUUGUGUUUAUUAAACCAGUCAACUACAGCUAAAAUAAAUCUCAAGGUUCAAUAUGUAACAUACCACAAGGAGUAAAUUAUCGGUCUUCAUCAAACUUCUUUAUAGCCUUUGUUACUCACUUUUAAAGUUUAAUUCUGAGUAUUUAUGAACUUAGCCAGAAUUACAGCAAGACAGACCUUUUGAAUAUUGAUAUGGUAAUAAGGCUAACAGCAUCUGUACUCUAAAUAUCAUUAAACUAGGCAGAUAUGGAUUAAUUGGAGGUUUUGCUUUAUUCCGUAGUAGGUUAAACAAAAAAGGAUUGAAUGUGAUGAGUUUAAAUCGUGCUGUUCCACAGAGACUGAAAUUCAUCUAUUUUAGCAUUAAAACCUCAGGCAAUGUCUUAACUUGGUUAUGAAGGAAGAAAUGUAAAGGAAAGCCAACACUUACAGAUUAAUUUUUAAUCACAUGAUCUUUUUUCCUAUUAAAAUUGAAUUCUGUCGUUGACUCAACAGCAAUAUUUUGAUUGGGCAGCGGGCAGUGAUCAGAACUGUAUAUCUAGAUUAUAAACAGAGUAUGUGACCUCACGUUUAAAGGAUGUAUUUAACAAUAUGCCAAAUAAGGGGAAAAGAUAUCAUCGAGUUUCACACAUAUCAGCAAUAGGGUGAGAGGAAUCUUGCCUUUUAAAAAUAAUUUGGCUCGGAAUCAUCCCAUCCUAUACAUUGUAAAUACAGUUGUGUUUUUUUUAAAUGUAUUUUUUAUUUAUUAUUAUUAUUUUUACUACUACCACUACUGAUCCUUGGAAUUACAUUUUCAUGCAAAACUAAAUCAAAAAUGUAUUUCAAAUAAAUUUGCCCAAGUGACUUUAGGAUUCAUAACUUACUAACGGAUAUCUGGAAUAGUGCCAUCUUGAAAAAAUAUGUUUCAAAGUGUCCAUUACUUAAUGACAUAUUGUCCAGAUAUGGAGAGCUGAUCCAAGUCUUAUACUUAUCUCUUCCAUUUUCUGCAUGGGCAUCAUUACUUCUCCACCAAAUAGGAGUCUACCCCUUUCCACACAGGUUGUGAUUUUAUUAUCUGGAGUGGAAGUCACCAGUAAGUUUACUAAGAUUGCAUAUUUUAUUUGACUUGAACCAAACUGGAAGCAUUCUCUGUUAUCUUUUCAGCUCAGUAAAUUUUGCCGAGGUGUGCAUUUCACUUGUUAAUUAUCAACAGUUACAAGACCACUACACACCCAUCAGGCACUUCAUCUUGCUCAAUGAGAAGCCUCUGAUUGGCUAUUCCCUUUUAACGAAACUAAAAAUCUCUUCCAUGGAAAAAUAGGAGGGCUUGCAAAGAUUGCGGUUCAUAAGGGCACUUUAAACACCAUAACAACUAUGCCUUAAUAUAGUGGUUUUGGAGCAUAGAUCCUGUCUCUUUUCUCUGGCAAUGUAAAACUUUGCUGUUUCAGAGAAACAGCAUUGUCUACAUAUUGGCUUAACCCCUUAAGGACCAAACUUCUGGAAUGAAAGGGAAUCAUGACAUGUCACACAUGUCAUGUGUCCUAAAGGGGUUAAGGGGACACUCCAGGCACCUAAAGCACUAAAUCAAGCUAAAGUGCCUUAUGUGUGAAAACUGUGUCCUUUUUCAUUCAUUUUAUAAAAAGUGCAGAUUUCAAUAGUCUUCGAUACAAUCUGUUUAUAGAUUAAGCAAGAAACUCCGCCUUGUAUGUAUUCAGAUUUCAAUAGUAAUUGGCACUUUUAUAAAUGAAUGUUGUUACACUCCCUGACUGUCAAUCAAACACCCAGUCUUAUUACUUCCUGGUUGUUUAUCUCAAUGGCGCUAGACACAAGAAUUUAGAAGUCUGUGAAUGGACAGCCACAGAUAGUCUGGGUUGAAUUAGAAGGGGAUGGCUUGCAAAGACUGCAAACCAGAGAUCUACACCUUUGGAGGCUGUUUUUAAAUAUACUCCAAUUUAAAAGAAAUGCAUAAUUAAAUGCAUGCAUGUUUUCAUUGUGGUAUAUAUACUAAACAGUGAUUAAACUUUUUUUUUUUUUUUUUGUAUUUAGGCAGUAGAGUCAUUUAAAACACUCUUCUAGUGUCUGUCUGACAGUCAUUAGAAGCACUUCCUCAUGAAAGAAAAUCUUAUAUUGAUACAUGUAACAGAGUGCCACAACCAUUCAGCGUUUUAAAAGCAAUACAGUUUUUAAAAAGUUUUCUUAUAUCUUUUUACGUGCUUCUUCUUCAGUUAUGUCACCUUCUCAUCUCCUUCUCUGUUAUAAGCUACAGCAUACUUUGUUGUUGUAGCAUUUGCCAAGAUACAGCUUUAUCUGCAAACCACUCGUCAUUAAGGGGUCCACCCAUCCAACACAUCGCUAGAUACCGGUAGUUAUUGCUGAUGUAACAAAGACUUUCUUUUGCGUGCAGCAGUGUAGUCCAUUAAGACUGCAACUUGUAGACAUUUAAACAUGUUUAAUAUCAGAUGUUUCUUUAAUUUAGAAAUUACUGGGUUUAGGGUAUUUUUUAUCUGUCAUAUUCUGUCAUUUAAAAAAAUAUAGAUUUUUUUUUUCUUUAGGCAUUUCUACCUCUACCAAUUAUUACUUGGUGAAAAUGUCAUAUAGGCAAACUCGCUAAGCACACAAACUAGAUAUAACAUCAAGAGGGACAAUUUUUUGUGCCUUACUGUGCUAAAGAAUGUAGGCAUUUUUCCUUUUUUUAAAAACAGUGAAUUACGUUGGAUGAACUUGAUAAUUGUAUUGCAAAAUUCAGGCUGAAAUAGUCAGCCAGUGACUGUAUCUGAGCUGGCAAAGAACAUAAUGUCUUAUCCACAAGAACAUAAUGUCUUAUCCACAAGCAUCCAGAAUAAAGGGAAUUAAAUAAUGAUUAAUUUUAUUACAGAAUGCUAAACAGACCUACCUAUUCCUAUGCAUCCCAAACAUAUAAGGUUCUCAUAAAUGCUGGUAUUAAAUGGGAAACACUGCAUUUGCCAAUCUAUUGUAUGUGAAAAUAAGGUUUUAAGCCAGUCAAAUUGUGUUUUUUUAGAAAGUUAUUAUUUAUUUGUCACAAAUAUGUUUUAUUGUUGACUGUGUGCAUUCACUUUUAAAUUGUUCAACAUUUUUGUGCCCACGUAAUAUAAUUGUAUAAAAGAAAAAUGUGCUUAAACUCUUAAGUGCAAUUAAUUUUAAUUAGAUUUUCUCAUGUUCAUUAAAU